UCUCCUCUCCAGAGUCAUCUCCUCUCCAGAAUCAUCUCCUCCAGAAUCCUCUCCUCUCCAGAAUCAUCUCCUCUCUACAGUGCCUGGUCUACUAACGUGAUCCAUCACAAUUACCACCCAUCAGGUCCAUGCAGAGUGCCAUCACACUGCUGAGGAGACAGUACAACCAACUGUCUGAACCAAAGCUGAAACAUUUCAGCUAUCUGUCUGAACCAAAGCUCUGACAGUCCUGCUCUGCCUCUGUUCUGAUCUAUUCUGAAACACCCUGUUCUGAUCUGUUCUGAUCUGGACGUUAAUCUGAAACACCCUGUUCUGUUUUGGAUGUUACUCUGAAACACCCUGUUCUGAUCUGGACGUUACUCUGAAACACCCUGUUCUGUUCUGAUCUAUUGUGGACGUUACUCUGAAACACCCUGUUCUGUUCUAUUGUGGACGUUACUCUGAAACACCCUGUUCUGAUCUGAUCUGGACGUUACUCUGAAACACCCUGUUCUGAUCUGAUCUGGACGUUACUCUGAAACACCCUGUUCUGAUCUGAUCUGGACGUUACUCUGAAACACCCUGUUCUGUUCUGAUCUAUUGUGGAUGUUACUCUGAAACACCCUGUUCUGGACAUUACUCUGAAACACCCUGUUCUGUUCUGGACAUUACUCUGAAACACCCUGUUAUGAUCUGGACGUUACUCUGAAACACCCUGUUCUGUUCUGAUCUAUUGUGGAUGUUACUCUGAAACACCCUGUUCUGUUCUGGACAUUACUCUGAAACACCCUGUUCUGUUCUGGACAUUACUCUGAAACACCCUGUUCUGAUCUGGACGUUACUCUGAAACACCCUGUUCUGAUCUACUGUGGACAUUGCUCUGACACUGUCUGUGGUCUCCAUAAUGAAUGAUGUCUCUGCUCUCCCCUCCAACCACACAGACUGUCAGGUGGUGAAGGUCCCCCACCUGGUGUUCUUAGUGUUGGGUAUGGUGUCUCUCAGUGAGAACCUGUUGGUGGUGGUGGCCGUGGUGCGCAACAAGAACCUCCACUCCCCGAUGUACAUGUUUAUCUGUAGCCUGGCCACGUUCAACACCAUCUCCUCCCUCUCCAAGACCUGGGAAACUCUGAUGAUGGAGUUCAGCGAUGUCGGACAACUGGACUCCCGAGGGGACUCCGUCCGGAGGGUCGAUGACAUCAUAGACGCACUGCUCUGCAUGUCUUUUAUCGGCUGCAUCUGUAGCUUCCUGGCCAUCGCUGUGGACCGCUACGUCACCAUCUUCCACGCACUGCGCUACCACAACAUCAUGACCACGAGGCGAGCCGCCGCCGCCCUGGCGGGGAUCUGGGCGCUAUGCGGCGUCGCCGGGGCGGUCAUGGUGGCGUUCUGUGACGCCACGGUCAUCAAGAUCUUUUUCAUCGUGCUCUUCCUCAUCUCGCUGCUCCUCAUCCUCUUCCUCUACGUCCACAUGUUCCUGCUGGCUCGGUCCCACGCCAGGAAGAUUGCAGCGCUGCCCGGGAGUGCCAUGCCGCACCGCAGCCUCCGGGGGGCGCUCACACUCACCAUGCUAUUUGGGGUGUUUGUGGUGUGCUGGGCGCCUUUCUUCCUCCAUCUCCUCCUCCUCAUGGUGUGUGUAGAGAACCCUUACUGUGAGUGCUACCGCUCUCUGUUCCAGCUGAAUUUGGUUCUGCUGAUGAGUCACGCCGUGGUCGACCCGGCCAUCUACGCCUUCCGCAGCGCAGAGCUACGAAACACCUUCAGGAAGAUGCUGCUCUGCUCCGACUCACCACUCUGCUACAAGGUCAAAGCUCUGUUCCACUGAAGGGCUUUGUCUGCACCCUAUUCCCUAGAUAAUGCACAACUUCCCACCAGAGUUUUUGACCCCGUGGGCCUUGGUUAGAGGUAGGGCACUAUAAUGGGGAAUAGGGCCUUGGUUAGAGGUAGGGCACUAUAUGGGGAAUAGGGCCUUGGUUACAGGUAGGGCACUAUAGGGCACUAUAUGGGGAAUAGGGCCUUGGUUAAAGCUAGGGCACUAUAUGGGAGGUAGGGCACUAUAUGGGGAGUAGGGCCUUGGCUAAACGUAGGGCACUAUAUGGGGAGUAGGGCCUUGGUUAAAGGUAGGGCACUAUAUGGGGAGUAGGGCACUAUAUGGGGAAUAGGGCCUUGGUUAGAGGUAUAUACACAUAUAUAUAUAUGUGUAACUAUAUACAGAAUAGAUAACUACUG
This is a messenger RNA of Oncorhynchus tshawytscha (Chinook salmon), 2205 nucleotides long. It is a transcript of the gene mc2r, whose product is annotated as melanocortin 2 receptor. Lineage: Eukaryota; Metazoa; Chordata; Actinopteri; Salmoniformes; Salmonidae. Gene Ontology annotation, cellular component: membrane. The transcript has a single exon. Gene Ontology annotation, biological process: G protein-coupled receptor signaling pathway. The record is from RefSeq and is a predicted model, not a curated record. Bases 884 to 1801 code for a protein of 305 amino acids. Gene Ontology annotation, molecular function: melanocortin receptor activity.